GAGUCGCGUGGGCAAACAUGUCAGUCACUGGGACGGGGGGCGUCUGGACGCGCAGCCCCUGCGCCUUUGCGCGAGUGUGGCGCCGUGCCGCCCGAGGCUGCUGCUCGGAGCCGCUUGUCUGAUGCUCCACGCCAGGGCUGCGCUCCGAGCAGGUCAGCGCUGAUUGCAGAGGAAGUCCCGGCCCAUGGGGCGCUGAGGGAUGAGCCGGCCGGCCGCUUCAGCACAGUUGUUUCCUGACCCGGGAUGUCUCGGGUCAGUCCAGCCUACAGACGCGCACUCGGGCCAGCUAGCUUUUAUCUUAAAGCGCCUGUGUGACGAGCGGACAGGACGGACGAGCUCUCCGGUUGACACCCCCCACCAGGGAAUUUCACUACAAGAUGGACUCGCACUGGACGUUGGCCCUCAUCCUUCUUGCUGCGUUUUUUUCGCUAGUGGCCACAGAAGCCAAUGACACAGAACUGUCCACUCACAAUGUGUACAGCUCACUGACUGUGACCCGGAAUCGGAUUGUGACUGCUCAGUUUGAAUGUUACCAGAAGAUUAUGAAGGAUGUUGAACCCAUGAGAAAGGGUCCCAUUUGUAACAGGACGUGGGAUGGCUGGCUAUGUUGGGAUGACACUCCGGCCGGCAUGGUCUCUGUGCAGCGCUGUCCAGACUACUUUCAAGACUUCGAUCCAUAUGAAAAAGUGACCAAGAUCUGUGAUGAAAGUGGCAAGUGGUUUUCUCAUCCAGAAAGCAACCGGACGUGGACCAAUUACACGAGGUGCACGGCGCACGCCAAUCAGAAGGUUAAGACGGCACUCAACCUCUACUACCUUACCCUCAUCGGUCACGGCCUAUCGGUGGCCUCCCUGCUCAUCUCGCUGGGGAUUUUCUUCCACUUCAAGAGUCUCAGCUGUCAGCGGAUCACCCUGCACAAGAACCUCUUCUUCUCCUUCGUGCUGAACUCCAUCAUCACCAUCAUCUGGCUGUCUGCGGUGGCCAACAACCAGCACCUUGUGGCCGAGAAUCCUGUCAGCUGUAAAAUGUCCCAGUUCAUCCACCUCUACUUGAUGGGCUGCAACUACUUCUGGAUGCUCUGUGAGGGCAUCUACCUGCACACCCUUAUUGUUGUGGCCGUGUUUGCGGAGAAGCAGCAUCUCAUGUGGUACUACCUGCUGGGAUGGGGAUUCCCACUGAUCCCUGCAUCAAUGCACGCCAUCGCCCGGAGCCUCUAUUACAAUGACAACUGCUGGAUCAGCUCAGACACACACCUGCUCUACAUUAUCCAUGGACCCAUCUGUGCUGCUCUGCUGGUCAAUCUCUUCUUCCUACUCAACAUCAUUCGUGUUCUCAUCACCAAGCUGAAGGUCACCCACCAGGCCGAGUCCAGCCUGUACAUGAAGGCGGUGCGGGCGACGCUCAUCCUCGUACCCCUGCUGGGCAUUCAGUUUGUCCUGGUGCCAUGGAAGCCGGAGGGCCGGCUGGCAGAGGAGCUGUACGACUACAUCAUGCACAUCCUCAUGCAUUACCAGGGUUUGCUUGUGGCCACCAUCUUCUGCUUCUUCAAUGGAGAGGUGCAGGCCGUUUUGAGGAGGCACUGGAACCAGUACCACAUCCAGUUUGGGAACAGCUUCACCCAGACGGACAUCCAGCGCUCCACCUCCUGCACGGCCUCGUCCAUCACCGAGGUGCCAGGCUCCAUCUACAACAGCGAGAGCAACAUGGAGCACCUGAACGGCAAGGGCUGCCACGACAUCGAGACGGUGGCCCUGAAGGGUGACGCUGCGCUGGCUUGAGGGGACAGCAUUGCCGCCGCUGGACUGGCCCUGACCGACUGCAGACCCCGCCCCCAGGACAUGAAGCCCCGCCCCUAAGUCCAGGCCGUCUGCUCCACUCUUAAUACCUGAAGGGUGUGAUGCACGCCCGACCGAGCAGGGGGUCCUGCCCAAGGCCUGUGUAGUGGAGAUUGUCCAGGACCCCCGUGCCACCCACCUGGCAUCAUCAAAAAGCCAAACUGCUCUCCGUGGCCUUCUGCUGGUUUGCACAUGCCCGCCUCUGAUUUUUUUAGGGACGUGCCCGUUGUGUUUCUCGUACUUCUUUUGAUCUUCCACAGCCUGCCCUACCAUCCCAGUACACAGAAAUGCCAUCUGCCCGCCUGUAUGCCUGCUUCCUUUACUUGAGGUCUGGGCACUCUGUGCCCAUUUAGGGCCACCAUGUUCUCUGAGAGUUGUCACGAAGUGCAUAGUGAGGUGGCCACACCAGGGACACCAGUGCCUCUUCCCACAGUGUGCCAUGUUUAUUGAUGUGGCACGUUUAAAGUUGCCCAAAGCGCUUGCGGCCAGGAUAAGCGAGAAAGUAUAAAGCAAAAAGUACAAAUAAAUAAAAUGAAAUGCCA
This is a messenger RNA of Erpetoichthys calabaricus (reedfish), 2377 nucleotides long. RefSeq names its product calcitonin receptor-like a (gene calcrla). Gene Ontology annotation, molecular function: calcitonin receptor activity; adrenomedullin receptor activity; calcitonin gene-related peptide receptor activity. The coding region runs from base 378 to 1778 and encodes 466 amino acids. Gene Ontology annotation, biological process: cell surface receptor signaling pathway; adenylate cyclase-activating G protein-coupled receptor signaling pathway; angiogenesis. The record is from RefSeq and is a predicted model, not a curated record. The transcript is spliced from 13 exons. Lineage: Eukaryota; Metazoa; Chordata; Cladistia; Polypteriformes; Polypteridae. Gene Ontology annotation, cellular component: plasma membrane.